AUGGUGACUUAUCAAGAAGCCAUCCUUACAGAAACAGAGCAGUUGAUAGAGAACAUAAACAAGCUCAAUGCGACGAUAGAAAGAGUGAACAAUGUAGAGACAAAGCAAGCCAUUGAAAAAUUAAGACAAGUCGAACAAAAGAUGAAUCUCGUCUAUACCUUCUUCAAAGCAUCCAUGUACGCCAAUAAUAUACACAGCGAAGACAGCGAGACAGACCCAUCCUCAUCCACAAAUCGACCUAGUUUUGAAGAUACCAACAAUGAUCGAAAGCAAGAUCAAAACUCUUAA
Molecule: messenger RNA, 288 nt
Organism: Mucor velutinosus
Lineage: Eukaryota; Fungi; Mucoromycota; Mucoromycetes; Mucorales; Mucoraceae
Exons: 2
Coding region: 1-288 (95 amino acids)
Biological process (GO): attachment of spindle microtubules to kinetochore
Cellular component (GO): DASH complex; mitotic spindle
Molecular function (GO): microtubule plus-end binding
Source: RefSeq, a predicted model, not a curated record